AUGCUCCCACAGCUCAACAAUUUUAAUUGGUAUAUCGAUAUGAAACUUGCACCGAACCACGAUAUCACAGGUGGUCAGCGCACUCAGUCAUCGUGUAUUCUCUGUCUUUAUGUUAAAGAUUCAAUGAAAAAUUCGAGUAGUAAUCAAGAAGAACGUUCUACGCAAGAGACAUUACAGAUUGAAUUAUCAAAAGAGACUCUUUUACUUGUAUUAGACAAUUUCACUCGUAUACGUGAUCAACUUAAUGUACUGGCCAAAAAAGCACCAUCUUCGUAA
Messenger RNA from Didymodactylos carnosus, 276 nucleotides. The record is from the annotation of a GenBank genome assembly. Lineage: Eukaryota; Metazoa; Rotifera; Eurotatoria; Philodinida; Philodinidae.